UUAAGAACACACUGUUAUUUAAAAUUUAGAAUAGGAUAUUUUAUUACAACAUUAGUUUUGUCGUAUUAAGUUUGAAGUUCUUAGUUUUCUAUGAUAAAUUCCACCAGGAGUUUAUUCGUAUCAAAGUAUCAAAGCAUGCUCAAAUCAUUUAAAGAACACCAAAACUUCCCUCUGAUCGUGGCAGGAACUUCCUACGCAGUUCUGGCAUCAGUAAGUGCUUUCUGCUGGUACUUUUAUUACACCCAGAUAGUCAGAGGCGAUUUCUGGCACUACGCCUUCAUAACAUACAGCGUUAUGUUUCUGAACGGAUUGUCCGGAUUUACAGAAUUCAUACACGAAGAUUCGUUCUGGGCUCUACGGGAUCUUCUCGACUAUGCACAGCUAGUUCUCACAUUGCCGUGCUAUGCAGCAGAGGUGUGGAUAAAAAAUGAAGUUGGUCCUCAAGAACUUGCACUGCUUCACGCUGCGUUUGGAUUUUUGGCUCUCGCAGUGUUUAUCUUUCUGGAAUACAAGCGGCAAGAUCUGACCGAUUUAGCAGUGUUCUCCAAUUUAUUAUCUAUGCUGGUUGUCGCUGCAGUUUACGAGGACCCACUAGCAGGAUUUGCGGCGACUGUUUUCGCUGUCGGCUACUGUCUGUUAAAGAGAUCAUGUAACCAGUGUUGUCUGGCGCUUCAGGACAGAUUUAAUUUCCUAAUGGCAGGAUUUGCGGUAGUGUCUCUGGUAUCGUUCGAUCCGGCUUUGAUUCAAGAUUUCCGGAGUAAAUUUCCUGCCAUUUUGGGUUCCGGUUGAACUAGCAAAUGACUCUUGGGUGUAAUACUGUAUCUACAUGUAAGCUUAACAAAAAUGUACACUGGAAUUGCUAAUUCAGUUGAUG
Messenger RNA from Cylas formicarius (sweet potato weevil), 874 nucleotides. RefSeq lists its product as uncharacterized. Lineage: Eukaryota; Metazoa; Arthropoda; Insecta; Coleoptera; Brentidae. The record is from RefSeq and is a predicted model, not a curated record. The coding region runs from base 91 to 789 and encodes 232 amino acids. The transcript has 3 exons.